This is a messenger RNA of Condylostylus longicornis, 2095 nucleotides long. Its product is annotated as DDB1- and CUL4-associated factor 11. Gene Ontology annotation, molecular function: protein binding. The record is from RefSeq and is a predicted model, not a curated record. Lineage: Eukaryota; Metazoa; Arthropoda; Insecta; Diptera; Dolichopodidae. The transcript is spliced from 10 exons. Gene Ontology annotation, cellular component: Cul4-RING E3 ubiquitin ligase complex. The coding region runs from base 301 to 1890 and encodes 529 amino acids. Gene Ontology annotation, biological process: proteasome-mediated ubiquitin-dependent protein catabolic process.
UAAACUAACUUCUUAUUAAACAUUUGAUUAAUUGUUAGGAAAUUUUAAUUUUAAGUUGACAUUUUGUGCAUUGAAAUAAAGUUAGCCAAUAAUUAAAUAUAUAUUUAGAAAGUUAUAAGUAUUUAUUUACAAAUAUAAAUAAGUUUAUCUACGUAAUUUGUUUAUUAUAUUUGUGUUUAAAACAAUUGUUAACUAACAAAAAAAUUAGUUUGAGUGCUAAAAAUUAGUAAAAAUAUCCUUAUGAACAAGUUUCAAAUAUUUUUGAUUCCUUUUAAAAUAGUAGGAGCAAAAUAAUAUCAUAUGGGAAACCAUCCUUCAAGCGUUAUGGAAGAUGACGAUUUAUUCGGAUAUGCUCCUUCUGAUAUAUCUGAUUCUGAUGAUAAUUUUAGAACCGAUGAAAGUUUCAUUCAUUAUUUACGAAGGUAUGUAUCUUUUCAUGGUAUUUCUAGCAUAAUUACAAGUAAUCCUGUUCCGAGCUAUAGCAGUACAAACAAAAAAAUGCCCUUUAUACGAAAACGACCAGAUUUAAGUACAUUUAAGGAUACAGAAUUAUAUCGUGAAAUCAAAAGAAAUUGUGAUAUGGUAGCUGAUAAUAGUUUACCCGAUGAUAGAUGGUCUUUGGAAAAAUUAAUUAGAGAACGGGAAAAUGGUUUGGGAAGAAAACCAGCUGGACAAUUACAUACAAAUACGUAUCGCCAAAUAUCUAAUUUGUACAUUCCAAAUCAUAAAUCGCAACGUUUAAUGUCUCUAAAUAGACAAGUUUAUGUCGCUAAAUUUAAUAAAAUUGGUAGUAGGCUUGUAAUUGCAAGUCAAGAUCAUUUUAUUAGAGUGUUUGAUUCUUCGAAAGGAACGUAUCAUAGAAUUAAUAAAAUUCAAGCCCAAGAAGUACACUGGUGUAUAGUAGACUUGGAUUUUAGUCCUUGUGGCGAAUAUUUUGUUUACUCAACAUGGUCAGACUAUGUGUUUACGGUUCCGUUACAUGAUCGAGGCAAUGAUGAAUUUCAUUGGCAUCAUAUGAAUCCUGAAGGUAUUCGUACCUGCAUAUUUUCAGUACGUUUUUCACCUUGUGGUAAUUUUUUGGUUGGUGGUUCAAAUGAAGCUUCAAUCCAUAUGUAUGAUCGGACGGUGGGACGAAGGGUAGCCAAGCUAACGACUGAUACUAAUGGAUACAACGAUACCAAUGCUAUUAGUUUUCUUGGAGAUGAUCCAAAUAUAUUUGUUAGUGGAUGUGAAUCUGGUGUAAUAAAAUUGUGGGACAAACGAUGCUUUACAUCUGGUAAACCAGAUUUAUCAGUGGGUUUGUUUGUUGGCCAUUUGGAUGGAAUAACAUAUAUAGAUCCAGCAAAUGAUAAUAGACACUUUUUAACAAAUUCAAAAGAUCAAAGUAUUAAGUUAUGGGAUAUACGAAGAACAUCUCCAAGGGAAAAAGAAUCAGUAGUCAAAGUAAUUAAUAGCUGGGAUUACCGUUUUGACAGAGUGCCUGCAGAAUUUUAUAAUCCAACUGAAAACUUAGAUGGAGAUUCAAGUAUAAUGACUUAUCGGGGUCAUAGAGUAGCAAAAACUUUAAUUAGAGCAAAAUUCUCACCCAAAGAAACGACAGGGCAACGUUACAUAUAUAGCGGUUGUGGGACGGGUCGUAUUAUAAUAUAUGAUGUACUUACCGGAUGUAUAAAACAAACGGUUGAUGGUCAUAAAGAUCUUGUUCGUGAUCUCGAUUGGCAUCCAGUAAGAAAUGAAAUAAUUUCGAGCUCUUGGGAUUCUCAUGUAAAUUUAGUCGUGUUCAGGCGUAAUGAAUUAAAAAGACGCCAAUCAAUGUCAUCAGAAGACCCAUCGAAAUUAAGACGUUCAAGGCGUUUAGCACAAAAACGGGCUUAUGAAAAUUAUGAAUAAGAUUUUCUAUAGAAUUAAUUUAUAUAUUUUCUAAUAUGUAUAAAACUUAAAUAAGAAUAAAUAAUUUGUUAGAGGUGUCUUCUUAAUAAAACAUUGUUACCAUAAGUGAAUUAAGUUUUUCUUUUUCUUGUUAAGAAUAUUUAAUUUCUGAAUAUUAAUUUAAUAAUUAGUUUUUUUUUUUUUAAUCACAAAAAUAUGAAUAUAA